CGCUGCGGCGCUGCCGCGGCUCGUAGAUCGUGAAUUCAUCCGCAUUGAUGUAUUUUGGUAGACCGCGAGCAAGGAUGGUGCACUUUGCUACCGAACCUAAGGCUUGGGCAGCCUAAUCAUCCUAGCCAGGCAGUGCUACAGAUGAGGACACUCCUCCUCCUCGUCACGCACGCGCUGGCAACGACCCGCGUCGUCGUCGACGACGUCACCACCACAACGCUGCGCGUCGACGCGCGCUACGUGAGCAGCGUCCUCGACCCGUCGAGCCUCGACUGCGGCGCGAGCCGCAAUCAGUUCUCGGAUCCAAGGGGAGCGGGCCUGGCGAACCUCACGCAUACGAAGCUGCGAACAUUUGUGAGGAGCCUCGCGCCGACGCUCGUCGUCAUAACGGGCGGCCGGUCGAACUGCCUCGACGCCACGACUCGAAAAGCGUGGCGCUCGCCCUACUGCCAGGCACGCGGCUACGGCGGCGUGUGUGAUCAUGUGCUAAACGAGCUCGACGCGUUUAGUACGGCGACGGGCGCGGACGUCGCCUGGCACGUCAACCCGGCCUUCCGCGACGCUAGCGGGAACUUCGACGUCGACGCAGCGCCGGCGCCGUCUUCCGCAUCUACGUUAUUGCUCUACGAGGAGCUGCACGAAAAGCCGCCGCGGCCGUCGAAGCAAAAGUUGCCCGUGCAGGCAUCUGCUGCCAGUGUCGCUAUUGACUUUGCUUCCCUCAGAAAACGCUACAAUCAUCAUACGAUCAUCGGCCUCCUCAACCAGGACACGGACCAGGCCCCGACCUGGACCGAUGCUGUUUAUAGGGCCUCAAAAAACUCCAUCGACGUCGUGGCCUUCAGCUACUACGCGUCGACCGUGGCCCUCGGCCGCGCGAAAAAGAAGUACGGCUGCGGCGCCUACGCCGACGCGGCGGCUGGGAUCGUGGACCCGAGCCACCGACCCCCGUUCGACCGCACGCUCGCGCGCUACGUGGACCUAGCAAGGAGCCUCGGCAAAUUCGUUUGGGUCGUCGCGGCGGCGCCGUGCACGCACGCCCCCGAGGGCUCGGGCUGGGGCGCGGUCGACGCCGUCGCGGGCGGGCUGUGGUACGCGGAUUUGUUGGGCCGGGCGGCGACUCGUCGGCGUCCACACGGGCGCCUUCAAUAUCUGUCGUCCACGCUUGGUCGAUGGCGUGGGGGUGACACGUCGCCCUACAACGCAGGCGGCGGGCGGCGCGCGGCUCGUCGCGCGGCAGACGUUGGUGGGCGGCGUCUACGGCCUCCUAGAUUCGCGGACCUACGCCGAGACGCCGUCGGCGGUCGUGGCGCGGGCCUUCGCCGAGCAUUUCGGAAGCGAGGUGUUGCAGGUAAACGCGGCGACGCCGCCCCACCUCUCAAUCUUCGCGCACUGCGGCCGCGGCGCCGCCACCGUCGCGUUUUUGGUCGUCAACGUCGGGAAUCGCACGGAGUCGCUGAUGCUGCCUCGCCACGGCGCGGGGCCCGUCGUCCUCUCCUAUGUGGAAAUCAACCAAUGACGCGGCCGUGCUGGCUCCGUCGAGCGGCGAGGAAUCGGCAUCGCCACGCCAUCGAGCAGGCGUCGCGUCGAUGGCGUGGAGGACGACGCGAUGAUUCAGCACGAACUCGCCGUAAAAUUUUGAUUUCCACACAGGUCCUGUCGCUCGCCGGCGCCGCCCUCGCGGCGCCGGACUUCGCGCCGUCGCGGCUCGAGGCGCGCGACUCGAACGCGCCCCUCCACAUCAAGCCGUUCUCGGCGACGGUCGCCGUCGUCGGCCGCCUCGCGGCGCCGCCGGCGACGUGUAGUCGCCCGACGCCGCAGCCCGAGCAUCUUCCUCAUCGGUCCAAGAAAAAGAAGAAGCACGGGUGGUUCUCCCAUUAAAUGUGUGUGCUACAUGUACACAGUCA
Molecule: messenger RNA, 1904 nt
Organism: Pelagomonas calceolata
Lineage: Eukaryota; Pelagophyceae; Pelagomonadales; Pelagomonadaceae
Source: the annotation of a GenBank genome assembly